Messenger RNA from Hippocampus comes (tiger tail seahorse), 4660 nucleotides. It is a transcript of the gene znf574, whose product is annotated as zinc finger protein 574. Bases 549 to 3470 code for a protein of 973 amino acids. Lineage: Eukaryota; Metazoa; Chordata; Actinopteri; Syngnathiformes; Syngnathidae. Gene Ontology annotation, biological process: negative regulation of transcription by RNA polymerase II; regulation of immune system process; regulation of cytokine production. Gene Ontology annotation, cellular component: nucleoplasm. The record is from RefSeq and is a predicted model, not a curated record. Gene Ontology annotation, molecular function: RNA polymerase II cis-regulatory region sequence-specific DNA binding; DNA-binding transcription repressor activity, RNA polymerase II-specific. The transcript is spliced from 10 exons.
CAUAAAAUAAAAUAUACAGAAUAUUCGAUUUUACGAUACAUCUUGUGACAAUACUUUGUUAUAUUACCAGUAUGUAUACAUAAUAUUAUAUUAGUUUUCAAUACAUCGCUAACCUAUCAAUAUAAUCAACCCUUAUUUUCCCCAUAACAGUGAACAAAUCAUAUAGUAUUUAUUACGUAAUAAUCGAAUGUGUACGACUUUCACCAGGGUUAGUGUAUGUAUUUUUUUCACAAGGAUCUGUACUUCUCCCUGCCACCCAAAUACAGAUAAUGGAUAGAUGGAUGCGCACUUCAGGACACAAAUGUGAGUACUUCUUCCACCUGGGAUAAAAUGGAACUUGCACAAUCAAUGUAUGGACAACGCUUCCACCGUAAUUUCGCGCGCUCUUCUCCACCAAGUGUCAGUUUCCGCGAACGCCAUUGGCGGACUCGCAGCGCUUCCCGAGCAAAUCAGCGCGGCGCUUCUUACAACGUUGCCCCAACUGAACUUGUUGUCCUAUUUCCCCUUCGAGCCUCGACGUCAAAACGUAACGGCAAGCCUCGGGGGCCAUGGAGACUCAGUCGGUGUACAUGUGCUUCCCCUGCUACAAGGAGUUCAACACCCUGGAAGAGGUGCUCAAGCACCAGAUGACAUGCACGGCCGAGGAGGAUCAGGCCGAUUCGUCCCGCAUCGCGCCCGUUGUUGUUCCAGUUCUCCAGACGCAGCCAUCGCUCACAGAGGAGACCAUCGUCCCACAAAUCCAAGUGCAGCUGCAGCCACUGCCCGCGCAGCCUGUUGAUAAUGCAAUGCUGGAGACGGACACCGUGGUCCAAGAGGCCGAGCUCAACGAAGAUCAUCUCCUGGACCAGCCCCGAAUCCUUUAUCAGUGCGGCGACUGUGAGGAGCUCUUCAAGAGCCUGGACCUGUGGCAGCAUCACCGCAAGGAAGGUGCCUGUCUGAGGACCGUCGUCGUGGGCGGGUCGGAGGCCGAGCCGCAGUCCAGUUUUCAGCCCGAGGAUCCUCAGCCCGUCGCCGAGGGUGACGCCAGCGACGCCAAGUCCGACCAAACGGACGCUUCGGAAGUCAAGAAGGACGAGCGGCAAGUCGGCGAAACUUCUACAGGCGACGCGUCCGACCAGGCGGCUCCUGAGGUGAUCACCUUGUCGUCUGCGCUGGAAGAGUCGUCUCCCAGAAGGAGAGGAGCGCUGAAGAAGCCCAAGCCCGAUCCCGUGCUGCUGUGCGUGGACUGCGGCUCCUGUUUCGGCCUGGUUUCCGAAUUGGUGGCCCACCGCAAGACGCACGGCUUCGAGGAGGCCCUGCACCACUGCACCGUGUGCGGCGAAAGCUUCCUCAACACCACCCUCUUCCUCUACCACCGCAAGCAACACCGGCAGAAAGGCGAGGGAAGCAGCACGGUGGCCAGCAGCCUGUCGGAGAAAACGUACCCGCAGAGCAGCAUGUCGGACGGGCAGGAGCCGGACGGCGCGCCGUCGUCCUCUUCGGCGCAGCCCACCGAGCUCUUCCUAUGCCUCCAAUGCGGCGGCAGCUUCAACACUGCCGCCGUGCUGGCCGCGCAUCGCAAGGGGAUGCACGACCUGCACACGCCGCUCCACUCUUGCUCCUACUGCACCGAGACCUUCAUGAACACCACCCAAUACUUGUACCAUCGGAGGCAGCACCGCGUUCUGGAGUGUGGCCCGAUAGAUGAAGCGGAGACCGGCGACGAGAUGGCGUCCCCCGUGGAGGAGGCGCAGAGCUCAAAGCGUCCGCUCCCACUCACCCCCGCCAGCGAGUCGGAUGCACCGGCCCCGAAGAGGAGCAGGCCGGUUUAUAGGAUCAUCAGCAAAGGAAACAAGGAUUCAAGUGGCAAAGAGGAACUUGAGGGCGUCGCGGCAGUGACCGUGGACACGGCAAACCUGCCGCCUCCUGCCAAGCUGCUGCAGGACUGGUCCCGCACCGCUCUGCCCCAUGUGUGCCCCUACUGCGGCAAGACCUUCACCAGGCGCGUCUUCCUGCGCACGCAUGUCUACAGCCACACCGGAGAAAAGCUCUUCACCUGCAAGGUGUGUUCCAAGUCCUUCACCAACUCGCAGAGCCUGCUGCGUCACACCAUGAGUCAUAGCGGAAACAGGCCCUUCUGCUGCGACGUGUGCGGCAAAGACUUCACGCAGGCCGCCACUCUGAAAAGGCACCAGCUCAUUCACACGUCGGACCAACCGCGCCGCAAGCGCGGACGCAAACCGAUGUGUGCUGCAGACGGCGACGGUGGAGAAGGUCUCUUCUCAUGCCCCCUCUGUCCUUCACACUUCAACACAGAGGAACAGCUCAACCAUCACAAACUCCUCCACACCAGCAACCCGUUCCCCUGCCCAGAUUGUGGAGAGGCUUUCAGCCGCAGGAAGGACCUUGACCUGCACUCACUCAUUCAUCAAGAUAAGGAGCCCGUCGUCUGUCCCCACUGCUCCUCCCAGUUCAUCAACGAGUCUGUGCUGGAAAUCCACCAGCAGCGCUGCACCGGCUCUGAAGAGGAAAGGAACACCGGACGUGGGCGAGGACAAGGCCGGGGGCGCUCCACUGGACAGAUUGAGUGCGACCUAUGCGGCCACCGCUGCAUGACACAGGAGGGCCUGGACCUCCACCGGCUGUCGCACACCGGCCAGACGCCGCUCAAGUGCCCAGUGCGGCCUUGCCGCCGCCGUUUCAUCUCCAACAAGGCCUUGGAGGAGCACGUGCUGGCCCACUGCCAGGGCAAAAUGAGCAAGCCCAAGGGCCGAGUCCGCUUCGAGUGUGAGAUCUGCUUCAAGGGCUUCGCCUACAACUCCACCUUCCAGGUUCACAUGAGAACUCACACCAACGAAAGGCCCUUUGAGUGCACCACUUGCGGCAAAUGCUUCCGCCAGCUGCCCCACCUGCAGGACCACGAGCGCAUCCACAGCGGCGUGCGGCCCUUCUGCUGCUGGAUCUGCGGCAAGAGCUUCAGCGUGGCGGCCCGCCUCACCGAGCACGCCCGCACCCACAGCGGCGAGAAGCCCUACCCCUGCCCCAACUGCCCGGCCGCCUUCCGCUCGCGCUCCAACCUGGACAAGCACAUCCGGCAGCACGGCGACCAGGCCGCCCAGGCCGCCGAGGAGGUGGCCAGCGCCAACGAGGCGGCGCAGGUCCAGAAGGUGCUGGAGGGCGCCAAAGUGCUGUCCUCGCUGGCCGCCACCUCCGACGCCACCCAGGUGGAGGUGGAGGACGACUGCGGCGGCAUGCAGACCAUCUACGUGCUGCAGGCGGGCGAGGGCGGCGGCGAGGCGGUCAUGAUCCCCGCCGAGGAGCUGAGCGGCAUGGACGGAACGUCGCAGGUGGUCAUCCUGCCCUCGUCCAUGCUGGGAGCGCAGGGCAUCACCAUCCCCACCAUCACCAUGGACGGCAGCGAGAUCACCAUGAUGGACGGCUCGCAGUCCCCGCAGCACUCCAUCGAGUUCAUUGUGGAGGAGACCAUAUGAGCACGAAGCGCUACUCAGGUUCACGGCGGGUGAAAUUUCACUGUUACUUUUUUUUUUUCUCCUUUCCUGCUCACAAAUACAUUCCUCAGAAAAAAAAAAGAUAUUCAACUUGGGGUGGGGAAUUCUGAAUCAAUCUAAAAUGCUUUCUAAUGGAUGUUAUUGAUUUGACCUUCACUAAACAUUUGAUGACGCGGCCAACUGUUCAAUGUUUCAGUGCCUUUUGCACAACUUGGUGCUUUCUAACAAUGAGCUGAAUGGCAAAAUUCACAGCAGGAGUGAAACAGCCAAUUCAUUUCUUGGUCCAUUGACAGUCCUCGUCGUCAUGCUCUUCGCAUUUUUACCUGAGACCAAAAACGGCGGCGAACAGUUGAUGAACAAAGCGGGAUUUUCUCAGAGGGCAGCGGCCACCGAGUUCAGAGUUUGCGUCAUCAGCACGUUACGACGCAGAUUCCGACGGAGUGGAAAAGUCACAGGCGGGCAUCGAAAUGGACUUUUGUCAUUCUUCAACAACCUCUUGUGAAUUUUGCUGUGCGACAACUCGUGAAACAAUGACCAACUCGCCGUGAGCAUUCACAAGUUCAUGAAGGUCAAAUGGAGGGCAUUUUUAAGGUCGUAAUGCAUUUUAGAAUCAUCCCUAAAAUUUACUAUUUGGGUGUAGUUUCUGAUCACUUUUUUUAAAGACGGAUACUUUUGCAGCUUUACUCACCAUUCCUUCAGAUACAUUUUAUCCUUUAAAGAUCCUUUCAGUGUCCACCAUCAAUUUUUUUCCCAAAUGUGAUAGUUUCCCAAAACAGGUAUAGAAUGAUUUAGCAUUAUUUUAAAAUAUUCAGCCGAAAUUAAGGCAGGGGCGGCGGGGUUAAACCUUGAUUUAGUCUAUAACGCAGAAUGUGGACUUGUCAUGACUAUUAUCCAACAGUCACUUUUCGUUUCAGUCGCGAGGCACCCUUGAAGAAAAAGGUCAAAUUUAUGCUGUGCGUGCUUUCAAUGCAAAAUGUUGGUGCACAAAUAGAAAAGUAAAAGCGAAACUGGCGAUCCAAACUGAACAUGAAGGACUGCAUUAGAGUGAUUUGGGGGCAAAAAAGAGUUUUUAAUGGGAUGUGGAAUUUUUAAAAUUUUUAUUUUAUUUUUCUUGUGUUUCCAUUUUGAGCUCAUAUUAACGGGCUGAGGACAAUUAAAAGUAUACAUCCCCU